AGAACUCUUAUGGACCUCCUCCCCACCCCUUUUUUCCCUUUCACCAGCUCUCCCAUCAGCACUCUGUCCCUUUAUUAAGUUUCAAGCUUCUUUUCCUCCUGAGCUGAACAACAGGCAUCAAACAGAAGAUUGGACAGGAAACAGACUGGCUCUCCUGGUCCUCUCCUCCAUCUCAGCCCAUCCAUUUAUCUUACCUCACGCCCUCCCCACCCCCACCCUGCAUCACUGCAGAUCUAUUCAUAGCUCUUUUUGUCUAAUUUCAGCAUCCAGCCCACUUGGUUUUUUAUUCCAUUUCUGACUGCUUUUAUUGAGUUUUUCUCAUCCUGAGCAGCAGCUGUGUCUCAAACAGUGUUUAAAAUAGUGCCACAGACUCCUGCACCCAAUUCCUCCUUUAUUUUACCUCCCAGUUUUCCUGCUGGGCCUCGGCCAGUAUGUGGUCCAACUUCUUUGUCCAGCAGGAGGAGGAUGGUCGUAUGGGGGUGGCGGGGGCCGGACAGGCUGGAGGUCUGGCUGGAAUGAAAGGUUUUAGAGGACAAAGGCGGACCAACAAGAUGAGUGACAGCCAGGAGGGUAAGAUCAAGCUGGCCUUCUUUGUGGCUAUUGUCGGGGUGACCCUGACCGUGUUGGGCAUGGGGACAGAGUUCUGGGUUGAGCUGGCCCAACCGAAGCACUUCAGUGGCAACCAGACCUGCCAGAUGGCCCAUUACGGCCUGUGGAAGGGCUGCGUCCGCACACUGUGGGUGGCUGACAUCGACCCAGAGAGGAUGAGCUGCGGCCCCGCUGAACUACCUGGAGAUCUGAAUCUCGCAGCAGCUGUCCUGGCCCUGCUGAGUCUCACCAUGAUGGUGAUGGGCUCCAUCUGUAUCGCCAUGUCUCUCAGCAAAGGGGUGGUCUUCUUCCUCAAACCAGCUUCCUUCUGUUUCAUUCUAUCAGGAGUUCUGGUCCUUCUAUCAGUUCUGAUUUUCCACCAGUCAGUUUUGGCGCUGCUGUCCAGUGACCACUCCAUUCCUCUUCACCACGAGCUGUCUUGGUCCGUGGCCUGCGUCGGCUCGGCGGGAGCCAUUCUCAUUUUCGGAGGUUUCCUUUUCAUCAUCCUUGCUCUUCCUUUUAGCCCCUGGCAGAAAUGUUUGCCACACAAGAAUAACACCACUUAGUUCUUGAAAGCAGUCACAUGAGCAAAGUAUUCUUAAGGUUUGAGAGCAAGUGUAAACCAAUUUCCCACAGCUGUGUGACUUUGAGCUUGCUCUUGGCAUCUAAUUUGCUAUAAAAAGUCACACCAGGUCUUAAUUACAAAUACAAAAAAUGAGCCAGCAGCACAGACAGAACAUAGUAAAGCCUCUAAGUAGAGUUCACAACAAAUUUUUAACAUUAUUUUUAGUAGUUGGAUGCACAGAGCUGAUGAAUAUUUUAAAAUUAAAGUUGUUUUCAUUAGAAAAUAGUGUCACAAAUAGUCUUGUUUGCAAACCAGCAGCUGCAAAUGAAUUUAUUUUUACUAACACUUUUCUACUUAAUUUUUUUACAGUCAGUUUUCUAUGAAACUCUAACUGCAUCAACCAGUAAAAGUACAACAUAAAUGGUUAAAGCCCUGGAAUAUUCAAGUCCUUACGCAGAUCCAUAUGUGUAAAAUGUUCAAACUGGUUUAUUUAGAUUUUACUGUGACAGUUCCCCAGUUUAAAGGUGAAACAGUGACUUAUUGAGACCAUGUGUGAACAGAGCAAAUUAUUGUCCAAAGGUUUAAACAUAAGCAAGUCUGUGUGCUGGUGAUUUUUUGUAACAUUUUACUUUUGUUCUGCUUUUUCUGCUCCUUUGUUGACCCUGUGAAUAUUCACCCAUUCAUUUCUUUUACGUGCUUUUCCUCUCGGGGUCACUGAGGGAGCUGGUGUCUGAGUCCAGUGGUCACAGGUGGGGACACCCUGGACCACAGAGACAUGUGAGACAACCACUCACGUCUGGGGAUAAUUUAAAGUUACCAGUUAAACUAAAAUGUAUUUUUUUUCUUUCUCUGUGGGAGGAAAACCCACAUGUGCAUAGGGAGAACAUGUAAACUCCACACAGGAACCUGUGAUCUUCAUGCUGUGAAGCAACAACUCUAACCACUAUGCACCAGAAAUCAAGACAGUGUAGUUUUCUAAUCAUUUUUUUCAUGAUUAUUGUGUCCUGGUCAGCUUGUUCUUAUCCAAGGACAUCAAAAUUCUGUUGUGUCAUCACAACCCACUGCUGUCUUUUGAAGCACCAACACUAAUUAAUAAGGCUUAACUAUCAAAACAGGAAGUUGGAAAGUACACUCAGUAAAUUUUGAGUGUGUUGAUUUUAGUUCAAUAACCUGAUGCUAAAGGAUCCGAGCUGAUUGUAGCUCACAGCAUCACAGGAGGGCCUGCAGGAUGUCAACAUUUCUCGGUGUCUUCAAAUCACUGCUGCAGACGUUUUAUGGGAUAACGCCAUGAUUACUUUUGCUUGUUCUUUCGGCUGCUCCCUUCUGCAGGGGUCGCCACAACAAACAAACUCGUAUAAAAGAUUCAGCAUUGCUCCACACCAGACUAUAAACUUCCUGAUUCAACCUCGGCUCAAACUGUCAGCCUCAGGAUUAUGAGACCGCGCCACUGACCACUGAGCUACCAUUCAGUGCUUUUCUUUAAAGUUUUGUUUGUCACUGCUAAUUCCUCACAUGUAUUUCUCUGCUGCUGGGUGACUGCAGCCUCAGACUGUCAGGUAAACAGAAUAAAAUGCAAACAGUACAUCUGAGGACUGAACAAAAACACUUUAUAAGCUCAGCUAUGUAUAUAAAUUAAGUAUGCUUGUGUUUUAGGACUGUAUACUGCUUGUAGUAAUCAGUGACUUCAUUUGCAGCACAUAUUUAUAAAUGUAUUUUACUUCAUUUUUGUCCAAAGCAUCUCAUCUUCUCUGUCUGGCAGUAAAAGCUUUUUUUGUUAUACAUAACUGUGAUGUUUUCCUCAUGUGUGUGCAGUCUGUGUCAUCUCUUUUGCCUAUUAUUAAACUGAUUUGACAUGAAA
Molecule: messenger RNA, 3011 nt
Organism: Austrofundulus limnaeus
Lineage: Eukaryota; Metazoa; Chordata; Actinopteri; Cyprinodontiformes; Rivulidae
Gene: cacng6b
Product: calcium channel, voltage-dependent, gamma subunit 6b
Biological process (GO): regulation of calcium ion transmembrane transport via high voltage-gated calcium channel
Cellular component (GO): membrane; L-type voltage-gated calcium channel complex
Molecular function (GO): calcium channel regulator activity
Source: RefSeq, a predicted model, not a curated record